Messenger RNA from Aureococcus anophagefferens, 2886 nucleotides. RefSeq lists its product as hypothetical. The record is from RefSeq and is a predicted model, not a curated record. The transcript is spliced from 3 exons. NCBI's taxonomy places the organism in Eukaryota, Pelagophyceae, Pelagomonadales, Pelagomonadaceae. Bases 1 to 2886 code for a protein of 961 amino acids.
AUGGCAGCGUUCCGAGCGGCGAUCGCGCUGCUCCUCGGGCGCGCCGCGGCGCUCUCCUUCGUCGGCAUCGAGGAUUACGAUGGCUCGACGGGCGACGGCGGCGACUUCGGCGGCAGCGCCUCCGACGGCUCGAGCAUCGUCCUCUAUGGGCAGGAGUACUACGACGACGACCCCUACCUCACGAUCCUCGACGGCAGCCUGGCCUACAAGAUCAACCAGUUCCCCGCCGAGGGCGACGGCGACUCCUACGAGGAGACGCCCACCUUCGUGCAGAUGGACGACGGCGAGGUGACGUACUACUGCGAGGACGCGACGCAAAACACGGCCGCCUACACGGUCGAGGAGUGGUACGAGGACGACGCCUACGUGCUGGACGUCGCGUGGUCCGACGUCGACCAGAUCCAGCGCUACUUCAGCCAGGACUUCCUGGUCCUCGAGGCGUCGAACGACCUCGUCAAGUUCUACGGCGAGUACGCGGAGUGGACGGUGACGGCGGACGACCUGGGCUUCGACGACGUCGACAGCUUCCUGUUCGUGCACCGGGACGACCACGUCGACGACGACGCCGUCCACGCCUUCUACGUCGUCGGCAACGUCGCGGACUCGAGCUCGCGCGGCGUGGCGAAGAUCGCCGAGUACGACGGCGGGGUCCUGUGGACGGCGGCCGUCGAGACGGACUCGGGCACGCCCCGCAUGUUCUGGACGGGGUCCGAGCUCCUGCUGUGCUCGAACUCGUUCUACGCGCGCAUCGACCCGGGCGACGGGUCGACGAUCCUGCUCGACGAGACCGGGGGCCUCUGGCUGCCGGGCUCCGGGCCGGUGAUCGUCGCCUACGCCGCCGCCGAGGACGCCAUCUACUCCGCGGGCUACGUGGACGGCGCGGCGCUGAUCCGCACGAGCGACCGCGCGUCGGGCGCGUCCAUCGCCGAGCUCGACUUCACGGCCGAGCUCGACGCGCGGGACCCCGGCACGUCGCGGUCCGACUACCCGGACGAGUGCGACUACGACGACGAGACGCUCGACUGCGGCGGGUCGACCUGCGACGGCUACGCGGGCGUCGACGGCUGCGACAGCAUCGACGACGAGGACGACGAGGGCGUGUGCUGCCAGAGCGCGGGGACGUGCUGCUACAUGAACUUCUACGACUGGGCGGAGAAUCGGUGGUACGUCAAGGGCACGCCCGAGAUCACGGACGUCCACGUCAUGGACUCGGGCAAGGUCGUCGUCGUCGGCGCCUACACGGGCAGCCAGUACGACGAGGACGGCUACCACGAGCCCUUCACGGCCGAGUUCUCCGCGGCGAGCUCGAGCGACGACGACUCGAGCGCCUGCGCGGACUCGACGUCCUGGUACCGGAAGAAGUCGAAGAACACGUGCGAAAAAUACGUCGCGAAGAAGGCGGCGAAGAACUGCCUGAAAACGGACGACGACGGCGUCUACGCGUUCGAGGCCUGCCCGGAGACGUGCGGGUCCUGCGGCGAGGCGUGCGCGGACGACGCGACGUGGUACAAGAAGAAGGCGUCGCAGAACUGCCGCUGGGUCGUCGAGGGCGACGGCCUCGAGCGCUGCGAGGAGAAGAGCGCCGCGGACGGCGCCUACGCCUACGAGGCGUGCCGCUUCGCAUGCCGGUCCUGCGACGCGACCCGCGACGCGCGCGUCCCGUGCUGCGAGCCGCUGGGCUGCGUCACCGACUGCGUCUAUCCCUGGUGCAUGUUCACCUGCGACACGUGCUGCUGGGCGACGCUGCGCCUCGGCCCGUGCCUCGACAAGGCGCCGUCGCAGCCCAUCCCGGGGUAUUGUCUGUGGCCGUCGCACAAAGUCCUCAAAAAGGACCCGAAGCGCGCGGCGUGGCUUCGUACCAAGUUCGACCUCUGCCAGCGCCUCGACCGCUACACGAUCCGGCACCCGCGGUGCCGCUGCUGCGGCGUCGGCUUCGGCAGCGAGCUCCACGCGUCGACGUACCUCGGCGGGUCCUUCUACGGCCACUACGACGACAUGUUCGGCGCGAACUUUUGCUGCGGCCAGAAGGUCGUCGUCGCGGAGCCGAGACUGGUCGAAACGUCGCUCCUCGAGCCGAGCGGCCGCGGCUUCCACCUCCACAUGUACAACCUGCGCGGGGAGGUCAUGCCGAAGAUCGGCGGCGAGACGUCGUUCCUGCUGGCGCUGCCGAACGGCGACGACGCGACGGCCGCGCACGCGAAGCUCCGGGCGCUCGUCUUCAAGUACUGCGCGGGGCCGGCCGCGAUCGCGCGCGCGCGGCCGCGGGACCCCGUCGCGGCCGCGCUGCUCUGGAAGCUGCGGACGUCGUGCGCCGAGGACCCGGCCAACGCGGCGAACGUGCAUUUUCCGACGUUCGUCGUGCGCUUCGUCCACUGGUGCGUCUUGGGCAUGAGGGACAUCGACGACGGCGCGUUCGCGCUGCUCUUCGAGGCGAACAUCACGCCCGUGGACGCGGGCGAGUUCCCGCCCCACGGCGUGCGCUACCUGCACCGGGAGAUGAACAUGCUCGGCGAGGGGCCCGUGAAGCACUUCCCGAAGCUCCACGCGAAGAUCGCGGCGCUCUACGCGGCGGCGCUGCGGGAGCUCCGCUUCGAAGGCAAGUUCUGCGCCGCCGAGGACUUCGCCGCGUCCCUCGUGCCCAUCAUGGCGCUCGCGGGCUGCUUCGGGCCGCUCGACGCGCUCCUGCAGCUCUUCCCCGAGCACAACAAGUGGAGCAACCUCGCGGACCCGCUGGCCGCGGCGGCCUUCGCGUGGCCCUGGGACGACCGGGCGAAGCUGCGGCUGUGCGCGAUGGAGGCCCAGCGCCUGUCGCCGGGCGUCUUCGGCACGACGCUGCACGACGCAGGUCUGCCGGCGGCCGUUCUCGACGCGCAUCGGGUCCGAUGA